This is a messenger RNA of Aedes albopictus (Asian tiger mosquito), 2536 nucleotides long. RefSeq names its product toll-like receptor 13. Bases 634 to 2382 code for a protein of 582 amino acids. The record is from RefSeq and is a predicted model, not a curated record. NCBI's taxonomy places the organism in Eukaryota, Metazoa, Arthropoda, Insecta, Diptera, Culicidae. Gene Ontology annotation, molecular function: protein binding. The transcript is spliced from 4 exons.
UUUUCAGAACGGUCGGUAAGGCACGAUCAGUACCGUGCAACUCGUUGACCGAUCAACUACUAUACCUUACCAUACCGCGACGUAUCCGUCCGCGUACGACAGCUUUAGCGAACUCAUCAUCGACUCGUCGUCAAUAAAAACGAUUGAUCAUCUUACGGCGCGGAUCGCGAAACAAAAAAUUGGCUGGUGAGGGCGCUCGGAGUGCUGCAGGAUAGACCGUCAGCCGUCGUUUUAGGUGUGCUACCGGUGAAUUCGAACUCGAACGAUUUGCUUCGCUAAGCUGCAAAUUAGUUUCAAACAAACCGCAGCGGGAUUCGCGUGAAUCUGUGCGCGGGCGUAACCACAUUCGUCGCAUCACUACACCGUCAUCAUCAUUGCUGGCUACUUUAGUCAGUUAAGUCAGUCAGUGCAAGUCGUCGCGGUGCAUUAUCCCGGAUAGCAAGCAGAAAUUUUCCAGAAGUGAUCAAGUGAACAUUAGACUGUAGAACUGUGGCGAAUCGAUCGGCGAUCAAUGUGGCGCGUCAUCGCAAAUAAUUGUGAAAUUGGAGGGUGAAUUUCACUUUCACGGUUCCUGCCUGCGCGAUUUGGGAAUCCAUCGGCGUCCAGCACCUCUCGGAAACACAACUCAUCAGAAUGCAUUGCAUAAGACUAUGCUCAACAUGGAUGCAUUCCUGGGUGAAAUUGCUUCUUGUGCUAGCCAUUUGGUUCUACCUCAAUGUGGAUGCGGAUGAAUGUAUCGCCUCGAAAACCGAUCGACACCGCACAAUUAUGGAAGCCUAUCGGAGCUCUCACAAUUGGAACGCAAUUCUGACGGAGGAUUCGCUUAACUUGCACGAGAAUCAAACGGACCUGGAUCUGUCGAAGCAAGGCUUCCAUGAAGUACACUGGCAUCUAAGCAGCAUCGUCGGGGAAGGAUAUGACAUCUAUGAAUUGGACAUGUCAUAUAAUAAUAUCGAGGUGCUAAACGAACUGACGUUUCUGAAGUUCUAUUCUCUGGAAAUGCUUAACUUGUCGUACAACAGAAUAAUGGUAAUCAACAAUUUGACCUUCGGUUCGCUGAUCCGACUGAUGGAGCUCGACCUAUCAUUCAACUUGAUUCAUACAAUUGAAAAAGAAGCAUUCAAUCGCAUGUAUGCUUUGGAAUCGUUGAAUUUACGAGAAAAUUGCUUGAUUACGUUGAACGAACAUCAGUUCCAUUUUAAUGAUCACCUUUCGUCACUGUUGCUGAAUCAUAAUCAGAUCGGAUUCUUGCCGAGUGUAUUGUUUGAUUCUCUAGCUAUGGUGGAGGAGUUGUUUGAAGUCGAUCUUUCCUACAACAAUUUUCAUCGAAUGCCGUACAUUGAAGCAAAAGAAAUUGGUUUGCUAAAAGUAGACUAUAACCAAAUAAACAUUCUGUCCGUCAACCGAACAUACAACGUCAGAGCUUUGGAAGCGCACCAUAACAAUAUACAUGACGCUGAUUUGUUCCAGUUUAGUUCCGCCGAGCACGUCGAUUUGUCACACAAUCAACUGGACAACAUUGCCGGUCUCCAUGAGAUGACUCGUUUAGAGUACCUGGAUUUGUCUUCGAAUAACAUUUCGCGGUUUGACUACAAUCUAAAAUAUUCCAUACGGAACAUUCCAACCUUGGCAACGCUCAGACUUCAGAACUGUAGCCUAACUGAAAACAACAUGGAUGGUCUGUUGAUAUCGGAAUCAAUUUUGAACCUUGAUCUUUCCCAGAACAACUUCGUUCGGUUGAACAUCAGCCACCUGGCAAAACUGAAAACUCUUCAAUACGUCAGCUUGAACUUCAACUACCUUCAAGAACUUAUAGACUAUGAACACAUGGCGCAUCAUUUCCCUCACCUGGAGCUGAUAUCCCUUUCCUUCAACCGGUGGAACUGCUCCUACUUCGACAACAUCAUAUCGUACCUCAACAAAACGCACAUACAAACCACCACCGAUCCACGGGAUUGCUACAUCAACGGCACACACAUAACCGACUCGGAUAUCACGGAUUCUUUCGAACCGGAAUAUACGCUCAAUCAGGUGAAACGGGACAUGAAUCUGGUAAAGAAUCUGGGUCGUAGUAUGACCUACUUUAUGUAUGCCCUAUACUACAACAUGCACGGGCUGAGCAAUCAUACCCAUUUCCUGCUGAAACAGAACGAUCAAAAGAUGGCGGCCAUGAGUGCCGAAAUAGGCCAUCUGGUGGGAAUGGUGGCCUUCAUGGUGACCAUAUUCGGUGCCGCGAUGGUGCUUGCGGUGGCCUACGGGCUGCACAUCCUCUACAAACGGUGGCAGAUGAAUCGAUCGGUUAAGGUGGUGACGUACAACAAACGUGCCAAUGAGUUCAGCAAUGGCGUCACUGUGAACGAAGUCAUGAGUGAUAAUAUCUGAGAGGUGGGGAAGAAGUUUGACGGGUGGGUGCCAUGUACAGUAUCGAGUGUGUAAAUGUACCAAAUGUAUCAUAGAGGAAAAUGAAGACGUUUAGCGUAAUUAUAUCGAUGAUAUUGAAAUAAAUGUAUGAUUUGAACUAAAUGUGCCGAGAGAA